AGCUUAAACCCUUCCAACGUCUGAGUUUUGAAGGAAACAAACCCUAACGUCCACAUCGAACUCUAAACCACACUGAGAUGGCGAAAUGGUGGCGUGGCCUGAGAUCCGUGGCUGAUCUGCCGGCGUCUUCAUUCGGUCGAUCGAUUCGGUGUAUUCAUCAGUAUCAGACGAUCCAGGCGAUUCCACGGGAAGCUACGGGUCGAGGAGUAUCGGCUCGGGAUCGGACGAUUGGCCGGAUUCCCGCCGUGGUUUUCCCGCAAUCGCUUCUUGAUACUGAUGCUUCGAAGCGAGGCGUUUCGAGGAAGCAGCUAUUGACGGCGGAUAAGAAGCAGAUUAAGUCUAUUAUUGACUCUGUUGGUCUCCCAUUCUUCUGUUCGACCACUUUCCAGCUUCAGAUCCGAGCUGGUCAGGGUUCGUCGACGCUUGUUGAAUCGGGUCGAGUACUUCCUCUUAAGAUUCAUAGAGACGAAGAAACUGGAAAGAUACUUAAUUUAGUAUUCGUAUGGGCUGAUGAUGGAGAGAAGUUGAAGGUUGAUGUUCCUGUUGUUUUCAAAGGAUUGGAUAAUUGUCCUGGUCUCAAGAAAGGGGGAAACCUACGGUCAAUCCGAAGCACUCUGAAACUACUAGGGCCAGCGGAACACAUUCCAUCUAAAAUCGAAGUAGAUGUGAGCGAACUCGACAUUGAAGACAAAGUGUUAUUGCAAGACGUUGUAUUUCAUCCAUCACUAAAGCUACUGAGCAAGAAUGAAACCAUGCCUGUGUGUAAGAUUGUCGCCACUAGCCCGGUGAAAGAACCAGAAGCUGUUCAAGCAUAAAAUAAGUCUUUUAAAUGGGUAAUGUAAUGUCUCUCUGAAGUUUCUGUUCCAUAAAAAAAAUGUCAUUUGUAGACGCAGAUUUUUAGAAUAACCCUUGUUGUACAAACCCUUUAAGUGGUAGAACAAUAAACCCUCUGGUUGCUU
Molecule: messenger RNA, 959 nt
Organism: Arabidopsis arenosa
Lineage: Eukaryota; Viridiplantae; Streptophyta; Magnoliopsida; Brassicales; Brassicaceae
Source: the annotation of a GenBank genome assembly